Penicillium paradoxum is the source of this 720-nucleotide messenger RNA. RefSeq lists its product as uncharacterized. The record is from RefSeq and is a predicted model, not a curated record. Gene Ontology annotation, molecular function: glutathione peroxidase activity; glutathione transferase activity. Bases 1 to 720 code for a protein of 239 amino acids. NCBI's taxonomy places the organism in Eukaryota, Fungi, Ascomycota, Eurotiomycetes, Eurotiales, Aspergillaceae. Gene Ontology annotation, biological process: glutathione metabolic process. Gene Ontology annotation, cellular component: peroxisome; mitochondrion. The transcript is spliced from 4 exons.
AUGGACACUCCCAAAAUAAUUUGCUAUUUCGACAUUUGCAGUCCUUUUAGCUUCAUUGCCUUCCAUAUACUAAAAACUUCCCCUGUUUUCGUGACAUGCAAGAUUGAAUACGUUCCCAUCUCUCUGAGAGACCUAUUUCAGACGUGCAAUAAUACGCCUUUUUUUGCGGUUAAGAGUAAAAGCUUCUUUCUUCCUCCUUGGACAUCCAAUACCCAGCUUUGUUUUCUUUCCGACAAGUUCCAAUGGAUUAACCGCGAACGUCUCUACUGGGCUCGUCGCUUCCAGGUUCCCAUGUCUGAAGCCAUCCCAGAAGGAUUUCCCGCAUCGACUUCAGAAGUCCAGUCGGCUCUUUCCCUUGUCGCUACCAAGUUCCCUGAUAAGCUAGUUCCCAUCGUGGACAAGCUUCAUCGUGGAUUCUGGGAAGAGGGGAAGUCCAGUGUCCUCACUCAGUCAGGUUUCGCUUCUAUCUUUGAGGAUGAGCUUAGCGCUGAUAACACAAGGCAUAUUCUGAAUGAGUCAAAGGGAACAGAGGCAAAAGCCAUUCUGGACGAAAGUACACAAAGGGCUUUUACAUCCGGUGCCUUUGGUCUGCCUUGGUUUGAUUGUAUCAAUUCUCAGGGAGAAAAGGAAAGCUUCUGGGGGGUUGAUCAUUUGGGUCGUCUUGUGGACUUCUUGCAGCUGGAUGCCAGCCUAGACCAAGCUUUCCGGGUCUUGCUCUGA